UUUGUGUACAUCCCAGCAACCUUAUGAAUAUCACCUUAAGCAGAAUAAAAUGGCAUAAAAUCCUUAUUUAUCAUUUAUAAUCAGUAUAUAAACCUUUACCAAACAGUUUAUUACACACUUUAAUGUAGUUUUAAUUUCAAUGAAAGAAAUUUCACAAUCAAAUUUAUAUUUAUCACUUAUAUAUUUAUUAUUAGAAACUUUAUUCAUACAUGCUGAACUGUUUGUUUGUGGGAUCUUUUCACAGUUUGCAAGUCUCAAGGUUGUGCUAGUUUAGUAUUUGGAAAUAAUUGGACGUGUUCACACUUAUCACUGUAUAUUUUACCCAUAAUUAGUAGAAAAUUAUGUGCUUCUUUCCAGGAAAUAGGAGAUUAUUUGGAGAUAAAUUGUAAUUUAAGGACCUCUAAAAUAAAGCAUUACCUUUAUUAUCGUUCAUUUUCUGUUUAAAUACAGCAGCCUCCACUUUUGGGAGUCCCUUGGAUGACUUAGAUUUGUGUCUGUUAUUAACCAUUUAUUACAUCUUUACAUAUUGAUUAUUAGGGAGAUAUUAUAAUAUAGAGAAUAUCCGAGGAAAUGUAAACAGAGUGCUCACUAUUAAACAUUUUUUAAUCCGUUAAAUUCCUAGAAAUAUUUUAAUCUUUCCAUCUCUGUCACACACGCUGCCACUCACUCCGUAUGAAAUGACUGUUUGUUUCUCUGCAUUGUAGCAGCGCGGACCGGCGAGGGGCGGGGCAGAAAAAAGGGGGCUCAGAGCGGGUCGUGAGGGCGGUGCAAAAGAAGAAAAAAAAAACAGAGAGAGAGAGAGAGAGAGAGAGAGAGAGAGAAACUGUCCCCGGUUUGAAAGCCGGUAAUUAGUGACGUGCCUUCCCGAGGAGCAGAGCGGAGCAGUCGCUGCUAAGAGUGCAGCCAGGUGGCGGAUGAAAACAGGGGCUCCGCCAAAACCACCGGGGCGAUGAGGAGAGGAGAGGACGGACGACAGAAAGCCCUCUGCCGCAGAGGAAACCCAGAUUAGACUGAUUUGACAUACAGCUCCACCGGCAUCCCCGGUGCGUGCACACCGCGUCAGCGAUCCUGCGACUCCCACCAAACCACCCAACCAACCCGCCUCGGCCACACAUCAGGCUGUGUGGCGACUUGGUGAUGCAGGGUGGAGCUGGACGCACGGACAGCCGGCAAGAUAACACCUUGGUGUGAAUGCGUCUUAGAUGAUCUCCGUCAUCACCGGGUCGGUCCCCCCCUCGGUUCCCCUCUUUAGCUAUUUCAGCGGAUGAGAGAACCCCGGGGGAAGGGCUGCCCCUGUGACCGGAGUAGGGUUGGAUUCUCCCCGGCUGGUGACCUCCUGCUCCGGGGACACAUCCUCCCACCACCUGGCGUCACCUCUCCUCCCCCAGACUGAUAGCGACGGAGCCCACCGAUGCGUCCGGCAGCCCCUGAUGCUCGGCAGUGCUCCGGGGCUUUCCGGUCGGUGGGAGAGGCUCGAGCCGCGGCCGCGCGCUAGGAUGCUGCGCCAGGUGUUGCACGCGGGCCUGAGGACCUCCUUCCACGCGCUGGGCCGGUUCGUGGCGGGCCACCCGGUGUUCUUCGCCUCGGCUCCUGUGCUCCUGUCCAUCCUGCUCGGGGCCAGCUUCAGCCGGUACCGCGUGGAGGAGGACGUGGAGAGCCUGCUCGCGCCAAAACACAGCCUGGCCAAGAUAGAGGGCAACCUGGUGGACAGCCUGUUCCCGGUCAACCGCUCCAAGCACGCGCUCUACUCCGACCUGCAGACGCCCGGCCGAUACGGGCGCGUGAUCGUCACCACCCGGAAGGGGAGUGUGCUGGACCCGGUUCACCUGGACACCAUACUAAAGCUCCACAGACGCAUCUACCAAAUGCAGGUGACCGUCCCGGCCACAGGCUUCAACAGCUUCAACUACUCCUUCUCUUACCUCUGCCUCCCCGACGACAAGAACGUCUGCAUCAUCGAUGACAUUAUUCGCGCCAUGGAGGAGAUCCAAUCAGCUCGCACCUCCAACCGCUCCGUCCCAGUCCUGCGGUACCCGAUCACGCAGCUGGCAGACGGGCGGCAGGCGUACAUCGGACACCAGCUGGGUGGGGUUCAGGGGUGGGGUCCCAGCGGGGCGGUGCGAGGUCUGGGGACAGGAGCCAGGGGAGAAGGUGUACGUUCUGCGCGGGCAUUGCAGCUCACCUACUACCUCCAAGCCCGAGGCGGCCUGAUGGACCGGGUGGCCGGCCAAUGGGAAAAGGCCUUCUGCGCAGAGUUACAGCACUUUGCGGCGCUGCACCCGAAGCUGGGGCUCUACCCUUCCACUUCCUCCUCUCUGAGGACAGACUUCCAGUUUUCCUCGGUGCUGGCACGUCGCCCCCUGUUGGCCAGCUUGGGGGUGUGUGGCGUGCUGGCCGUCCUCUGCUGCUCUAUGAGGGACUGUGUGAGGUCCAAACCCUGGUUGGGACUGCUGGCUUUGCUGUCAAUCACACUGUCAGGCCUCACUGCUGCUGGGAUACUCAACCUGACCGGGGCCACCUACAACUCCACAUACCUGGGCAUCCCUUUCGUCAUGCUUGGUCACGGGCUCUUCGGCUCCUUCGAGAUGCUGUCGUCGUGGCGGCGAACCCGGGAGGACCAGCACGUGAAGGAGCGCGUGGCGAGCGUCUUUGAGGAUGUCAUGCUGCGUUUCUCCGGCUCCACCAUGCUCCACCUGAUGACCCUGGGCCUGGCCGCCUCGCCGCUCACCAACAUGGAAGCCGUCCGGCUCUUCUGCCGCACGGCCGCCUUAGCCGUCACUAUCAGCUAUGUUUACAUGUUGUCCUUCUACAGUUCCUGCCUGGUGUUUACAGGAUACUUAGAGACCGGAUACAGACACGGCUGCUUCUGCCGCAGAGUCCCCAAACCGGACCGGCUCGACUCCAAACCGGCCUGGUACAGGUGUUUAAUGUACACCCGUUACCAGGACGAGACGCAAACGACCAACCCACCACACGUGGUCGGACACAGCCAUGCUCACCCACCAAAUCCCAACCUAACUCACACACAUGCGCACACACAUCCACAUAGCGCAAACAACCCUAAUUCACACGGACACGGUCAUGUGGCGAACUCCACACACGCACAUCCACACCCACACCCUCAGACACACCCCAAUACCAGCACGGACCCUCAUCCUCAGGACUCUCACCUUUUGCUGGGGUGUGUGAGGCGUUGCUAUGGAGACUGGAUCACUAAUACUUAUGUCAAACCCUUUGUGGUUCUGCUCUACCUGGUUUACAUCUCCUUUGGAUUGAUGGGCUUCCUACAGGUGACCCAGGGUUCUGACCCCAGUGCGUUGGUUGCCAUGGAUACAACGACAGUCUUGUACACCCGUGCCCAGCAGCGAUACUUCAGCUCGUACUCCCCCGUCAUUGGAUUUUAUAUCUAUGAAAGCGCCCCCUACUGGAAUGCCUCGGUGCAGCGGGACCUGCUGGAAUACGCCAAAGGCUUCCAGAGAAUCAGCUGGCUGGAGGCGUACCUGAACUACCUGACAGACCGCAACCAGUCCACCAGCCAGUCACGGGAAAACUUCACCCGCACACUCCGCCACUCCUUCCUCCGCGAGCCACAGUUCGCCCACUUCGCAGACGACAUCAUAUUCGCAGAGCGAGGUCAGGGCGAGGAGCCUGACGUGGCCGCAUCGCGGAUCUUCCUGGUGGCCAAGACGACAGAGAACAAACGCGAGGAGAUGUCAGUGCUGCUGGACACGCUGCGGCGCCUGUCACUGACCUCACGCGUUCGUUUCCUAAUCUUCAACCCCUCCUUCGUCUACCUGGACCGCUACGCUGCAGCGGUGAGCUCCCCGCUCAGACACUCACUGCUGGCGGUGCUCUUCCUGUUGGGUCUGUCCUCCCUGGCCGUGGUGGAGCCGCUGGUCUCCGUGUGGCUGGGCCUCACCCUGCUCUCCGUGCAGUUCGGGGUGCUGGGCUUCAUGACCUUAUGGGGUGUGGAGCUGGACUGCAUGUCUGUGUUGUGUCUGAUCUCAGCUUUGGGGCACUCUGCAGACUGCAGCGGCCCCCUCCUCUGUGGCUUCGCCUCGGGUCGGGGUGAGAGCAGGACUCGCUGGGUGAGAGUGGCGCUGGAGAGACACGGCGUUCCCUCCCUACAGACGCUCAUCUGCUACAGCGCUGCCCUGGUGCCCGUGGGCUCCGUACGCUCCAACCUCACACGCACACUGUUCCGCUGCCUCACCCUCACGGCCGGCUGCUCGGCCCUGCACACGCUGGCGUUCCUGCCCACCCUCCUCACCUUCCUGCCCCCCUCCAAGAGCCGGGGCCACCGGCCCGGCGGAGACGGGCAGAGACAGGAGGUGGAGUGUGUCGAAAUGAACGACAGCACCCGAGUGGUCGACCAGAUCACCACUGUCUGAGCAUGGGAUGAUGUUGUGUUUUCGCCCCCCACCCCGCCCCCGGUUGCCAUGGUGACUGCCGGCUGGGAAUUGGUUCAUUGUAGUCUGAGCAGCCGCUGUGCAUGCUGCAGACAAGAAUGCUGAUCCUUGUGAGGAAGAGAGGAAGAGAAGGAGAGAAAGAUGGGAAGAAUUAAUAGAGGCUGAAGGUCGAGAGAAAAAAGAUUCAAACAAGAAAAAGAGUCGGAGUCAGUAAAGACAAGGAGAGAGAAAGAGGGGUUUCCAAUGCAGUGUAUCCAUGGUUACCUGCUUGUUGCUAGUGCUGUGUGGCAUGUGAAUGAGGUUUGUUUUUCCCCAAGUAGCCAAACAGGUUGAGGAUCAGCUGAGGUCAGGCCUGGAUGCGACCGCAUCACAGAGGAAGUGCAACACUUUUCACGUCUCCAAAACUCGCUUUAGAUCCGAUCACAUUGUUUGGCUACCGCUAUCUGUCCGCCAUAUCAAGUUGCACAAAUACAGCUACAAUGACAUGAGGCAAUCAUCUGUAUAACUCGAGUAUUUCUACUUUAAUGCUGGACAAAUAAAGUCAAAUGAAGGAAACAUUGUCUGAUGUGGUUUU
Seriola aureovittata is the source of this 4983-nucleotide messenger RNA. It is a transcript of the gene ptchd1, whose product is annotated as patched domain containing 1. The transcript is spliced from 5 exons. Gene Ontology annotation, biological process: cognition; chemical synaptic transmission. Lineage: Eukaryota; Metazoa; Chordata; Actinopteri; Carangiformes; Carangidae. Gene Ontology annotation, cellular component: synapse; plasma membrane. The record is from RefSeq and is a predicted model, not a curated record. Bases 1431 to 4391 code for a protein of 986 amino acids.